UUUCUUAGUUCUCCCCUACGCUGUCGAUUUGAGGUGCAUUGCCAUUAUCCGUUGUUGAAUAGCCGGCGGUGAACAACAUGGCGGACAAGGCUGUCACCAUUCGAACCCGAAAGUUUAUGACUAAUAGACUUCUCUCCAGAAAGCAAUUCAUCAUUGAUGUCCUUCAUCCAGGGAGGGCUAACGUUUCCAAGGCGGAGCUAAAGGAAAAACUGGCAAGAAUGUAUGAGGUGAAGGACACUAACGCUGUAUUUGUCUUCAAGUUCCGAACUCAUUUUGGAGGUGGCAAGUCAACUGGUUUUGGUUUGAUUUAUGAUUCUGUUGAGAAUGCAAAGAAGUUCGAGCCCAAGUACAGGCUUAUCAGGAAUGGACUUGAUACUAAGGUAGAAAAGUCAAGGAAGCAAAUGAAGGAGAGAAAGAAUAGAGCUAAGAAGAUUCGUGGAGUAAAGAAGACCAAGGCUUCAGAUGCUGCCAAGGCUGGGAAAAAGAAAUGAGUUGAGACAUCCUGUUCUGAUUUUAAAGUUCUAUUGCUAUUGGUAUUUUCCAAUGGCUAUUUUAUUUUCUGAUAGCUUCCUAGAAUGAAAUGUCUUGCAGUAAGUGUUGAUCAUACUUUAAUUUAUGUUCAGUUAUAACUUGUGAUUGAGUGCAAGCAGUGAGCAAUUUUGAGAAUUCGGUUGAACACUUCCAUUUGUUUUCAAAUAUUAGUAGAACGUCAUUUAUUUGUUCCGAAA
Messenger RNA from Gastrolobium bilobum, 728 nucleotides. Its product is annotated as small ribosomal subunit protein eS24z. The record is from RefSeq and is a predicted model, not a curated record. NCBI's taxonomy places the organism in Eukaryota, Viridiplantae, Streptophyta, Magnoliopsida, Fabales, Fabaceae. Gene Ontology annotation, cellular component: ribosome. The coding region runs from base 78 to 491 and encodes 137 amino acids. Gene Ontology annotation, biological process: translation. Gene Ontology annotation, molecular function: structural constituent of ribosome. The transcript is spliced from 5 exons.